CCCCGUGGCCGGGGUCCAGGGAGCGGCGGUGACCUUGCCCAGAGCCCGGCGGCCUGUGGGGCUGGCGAUGGACCGUCGGGAGCCCUGGUCUCAUGGCCCCGCGGGGAAGGCGCCCCGGCAGGCCCCGCCCCUCCGGAGCCCGAGCAGGGCCUGGGGCCGGCCCAGCACCCAGAGCGGAGGGCAGCAGGCGCGGACUCAGGACUGGGUGUGCGAGCCCCCAGAGAGCAGGCCCGCGAGCCGCCGCGGGAGCGUCAGCAUCGAGGAGCGCCGGCAGCUGGCCACGCAGGACGGCGGGGAGGAGCCGGGCACCGGCGGGCCUGACCCCCACUACAGGGACAUUGCGCAGCUCGUGGCCCAGCUGGUGUCCGAGGACGUGGACAAGGACGUGCUCCUGCCCCACCCACUGAGGUCCUCUGAGUCCGCCCACGCCUUCCACGCCUUCCUGGCCCGGAGCUCGUCUUUCUGGCAGACCACGACUUCGAAGGCGCAGGUCUCGAGGUCACUGCCCUCCUAAGAGACGACUCAGCCCAGUGUCUGUGUUCCAGUGCCUUUCCUGGGGGCCUGGGGUAGGCG
Molecule: messenger RNA, 573 nt
Organism: Lontra canadensis (Northern American river otter)
Lineage: Eukaryota; Metazoa; Chordata; Mammalia; Carnivora; Mustelidae
Gene: TEX22
Product: testis expressed 22
Exons: 3
Coding region: 68-514 (148 amino acids)
Source: RefSeq, a predicted model, not a curated record